AUGCUUCUUAAUAAGAAGUGUAGCACUGAUGAUAUCGAUAGUGUUGCGGCUGCUGAAGACACUGUGCAAGUUACUGGGCAGAAGAACAAUGCGAUUGACUAUCCGUUCGAAGAUCUGCUUGAAGCUAGAGUUUGGAUCAACGUCGCCCAGAUGCACCUUUGCACGACUGCGGUAUCGCAGAGAACGUUAGCUCUGAAUCGUAAGUGCUCAGGCACCUAUGGAGACUGGCGCCUGAGACGGAAGGUUCGCCAUCACCUGAAACUUGAUCGUAAGAACGAACGGACGUCGACAGCAAAGGAGUUUGAGAAGGCGUGGGAGGACAACAACCCGAGAAAAGCUCAUACUCUGGUGGCAAGAUUAGGAGGUGUUCGUCUGUCCUCAACACUGCCAACAGAGUUGGUGUCAACUCUGCCCAUCUGGAUGGAACAUUCCAACACUUUGCUGAAGCGGCGAGCGCUGUUUUUCCCUGAGCUCGUGCACACGCAACCACCGACAUACACUGUGAUCAACGACGAACCAUCAACAGAGUCAGAGGUUCUGGUCUGUAUCCAGCGGAUGAAGGGUGGAAGGUCCGGUGAACGACGAAAUUAG
Molecule: messenger RNA, 591 nt
Organism: Necator americanus (New World hookworm)
Lineage: Eukaryota; Metazoa; Nematoda; Chromadorea; Rhabditida; Ancylostomatidae
Exons: 2
Coding region: 1-591 (196 amino acids)
Source: RefSeq, a predicted model, not a curated record